Messenger RNA from Phaedon cochleariae (mustard beetle), 2569 nucleotides. Lineage: Eukaryota; Metazoa; Arthropoda; Insecta; Coleoptera; Chrysomelidae. The record is from the annotation of a GenBank genome assembly.
GUCUUGUAAUACCUAUAAAAACUAUUGUGAAGAUCCAGAUAAACAUAACCAAUCAUGAAGUGGUCAACACCGCUUGUAGCUCUUGUGCUAGCGACCUUAGCUGUCAAUCAAACUGUUUUCGCCGGCAAUUAUUUGCUUGAUGAAGAUCUGAAGAUACCCCUGUCACUAACUGUAGUCAGAUAUCGCAGACAUAGCUCACCCUAUGGACAUCAAGAUCACCCCUCUGGAGGUAUCCUAGGGAAACUCUUUGGAGGAGGUGGAGGAGUGGGAGGAAGUGGGCUCGGAGGGAGCAGUGGAGGGGGAUCAGGCUUUGGCAAUGGUCUUGGAGGUGGUGGAGGAACUGGAAUCGGAGGUAAAGAAAGUGGUAAUUCAGUAGGAGGAGGCAGCUCUGGGAGCAUUGUGAAAAGUGGAACUGAAGGAGGCUAUGGAAUGAAGGGGUCAGGUUCAGGAGUAGGAGAUGGAGGAUUCGCUACUGGAGAUGUUGAAGUGACUGGAGGUAAUAAAGGACAUGGCCAUGGUAAUGGAGGUGGUUUCAAUGGAGGAGGUAAUGGAGAAGGUGCUGGAUCAGGAGCAGGUAUUGGGGGUGGUUUCGGUAGAGGUCAAGGACAUGGAGGUGGAAGUGGAGGUGAUAAAAGCCACGGUAGUGGAGGUGCCAUUGGGGGAAGUAGUGAAGGAUAUGGUGGCACUGCUUCAGGACAUACCAGUGGUAGUGGUACUGGAGGUGGUAUCGGUGGUGGUUCUCAAGGACAAAAGGGAUAUGGAGGAGAUGGUUCUGGAUUAGGACAAGGUUCUGGAGGCUAUGCUACUGGAGAUGUCAAUGUAAUCGGAGGAGGCAAAUUACAUAGUUCUGGUAGUGGUUUCGGAGGUGGUACUAGUUCAGGAUUUGAGGGAGGUAAAGGAGCAGGAUAUGGUGGUACCAAUGGUGCUGGUACUGGAGGGUAUGGUGGUAGUGCUUCAGGGCAAGCCAGUGGUGGUGGUACUGGCGGCAAAUUUGAAGAAUAUGGUGGAGGUUUCCAAGGAGGCAAAGGACAUGGAGGUGCAGGUUCUGGAUCAGGUCAUGGCUCUGGAGGCUAUGCUACUGGAGAUGUCAAUGUAAUCGGAGGUAGCAAGUCACAUGACUCCGUUAGUGGUUUGGGAGAUGGUAAAGGGACAGGAUAUGGAGGUGGCAAUGGAGGAUUCAGUGGAGGAUAUGGUGGUAGUGCUUCAGGACAUGCCAGCAGUAGUGGUACUGGCGGCGGAAUUGGAGGAUAUGGUGGAGGUUCCCAAGGAGGCAAAGGACAUGGAGGUGGAGGUUCUGGAUCAGGGCAUGGCUCUGGAGACUAUGCUACUGGAGAUGUUAAUAUAAUCGGAGGUGGUAAAACACAUGGUUCUGGUAGUGGUAGUGGCUUCGGAGGAGGCCAUGGUAGUGGCUUCGGAGGAGGCCAUGGUAAUGGGUUUGGAGGAGGUAAUGGUGCAGGAAUUGGAGGAGGUAAAGGAUACGCAGAUGUCGGAAGUGGACCUGUAUCUGGACCAAGUGAUGGUGGCUUUGCUACUGGGGAGGUCCAUAUAGGAGGUGGAAAAAACACCGGCAGUGAUAAUGGAGGUGGCAGUGAAGGUCAUGGAGGAGGAUUCGAUCAAGGUCAUGGGGUAGGACAAGGUCAUGGUAAUGGAGGAGGACAGGGUCAUGGAGGAGGUAUGGGAAGUGGAUUAGGAGGCGGGUCAGGAGGGGGUGAAGGUUCUGGAUCAGGGAAAGGCUCUGGAGGCUAUGCUACUGGAGAUGUCAAUAUAAUCGGAGGUGGUAAAACGCAUGGUUCUGGUAGUGGUAGUGGCUUCGGAGGAGGCCACGGUAGUGGCUUUGGAGAAGGUAAUGGUGCAGGAAUCGGAGGAGGUAAAGGAUACGGAGAUGUCGGAAAUGGACCUGCAUCAGGACCAAGUGAUGGGGGCUUUGCAACUGGGGAGGUCCAUAUCAUCGGAGGAGGACAUAGUCAUGGAGGAGGACAUGGUCAUGGAGGAGGGCAAGGUCAUGGAGGAGGGCAAGGUCAUUGGGGAGGACAAGGUCAUGGAGCAGAACAUGGUCAUGGAGGAGGACAAAGUCAUGGAGGAGCUGGACAUGGCCAUGGUCCUGGAGGCCAUCGCCAUGGAGGCGAUUUCGGAGGCGGAUUUGGAGCUGGUGGAGGUUUAGGACCAGGCCCCAGUCAUGGAGGUGGAAAUGGAGGUAGCUACGGCCCCGGAGGAGGAUUUGGAGGAGGUUCUAGCCAUGGAAGUGGUUCUGGUGGUCACGGUCAUGGUCCUGGAGGUUAUUCGGGCGAUUCAGGCAGCUAUGGUGGCCACAAGGGCUCUUCUUCUGCUAGUUCGUCGGCCGCAUCAUCUGGAGCUGUUGCUGGAGCAUAUUCCUCCGCUUCUGCACAUUCCUCCGCUUCAGCACAUGCCUCCGCUUCAGCACAUUCUUCUGCUAAUGCUGGCAGCUAUGCAGGAUGAGAAGAACUGAGCUUGACUGAGUAUGGAUCCCAUGCAGAGAUUAUUCUACAGUUUGAGUUACUUUCCGGAUGAAUGAUAAGUCGAAUAACGAUAAUAAAUAAUUUGACAAAAA